Molecule: messenger RNA, 3351 nt
Organism: Acanthamoeba castellanii str. Neff
Lineage: Eukaryota; Discosea; Longamoebia; Acanthamoebidae
Product: LIM domain containing protein
Exons: 4
Coding region: 1-3351 (1116 amino acids)
Biological process (GO): actin filament bundle assembly
Cellular component (GO): plasma membrane; actin cytoskeleton
Molecular function (GO): actin filament binding
Source: RefSeq, a predicted model, not a curated record
AUGGCGAAGCGGAUCAACAACCCCUUCUUGGCACUCGACAAGCAAAAGCAGGAGGAGGAGGAGCGCAAGCGACGCUACUACGAACAGAAGAUUCGUGAACGCCAACAGGGCGGCGGCACGACGAGCAGCAGCCCCGACCUGUCGUCUUCGCUCUCGUCCUCAGCCACAGAAGAUGUCGCCUCGAGGCCCGUCGGCACUGUCGCCAACGGAAAUUCCGCCGAGUCCACUCAUUCUGUCGACAAAGAAAAGGAAAGAGAAAAUCAGGAAAAGGAGAGAGAAACGAAGGAGGCCGAGGAGCGGCGAGGCAACGUGAAGGAGGAAGAAGAGGGCAGCCACAAGGAGAAGGAGGAGGAGGGCGGCCACCAGCAGGAGGAGAAGGAUGAGAACGGGGAGACCGAGGCCCAGCGCCUGGCGCGAGAGGACCGCGAAAGGCGCGAGCAGGAGAAGCUCCUGGUCAAGGGCGAAGUAGAGGAGAAGAAGCGCAGCAACCCUUUCCUCUUGCUCGACCGUGAAAAGCAAAAGCAAGAGGAGGAGCGCAGGAACCGCUACCUCGGUGGUCGUGGCACGUCGCAGCGCGCUACCAGCGAAGUAGCAACCACGGCCGCCGCCGAGCCUGCCGCGGAGCAGGAGCAGGAGCAGCAGAGCAACGCCAACGAUGACCACGCUGUCGAGGCCGACGAAAGCGCUCCGGCUGGUGGUGCGGCGGACGUGGACGCUGAGCUGCUCGAAGAGGAGGAGAAAGAGCUGGCCCGCCUCGAGGAGGAGAAGCGCAAGGCCGACGAGCUGGCCCGCCUCGAGGAGGAGGAGCGCGAGCUCGAGCGGCUCGAGGCCGAAGCCCGCAAGCUGAAGGAGGCCCAGGAGGCCGAAGAGGCCGAGCUUCGCAAGCUCGAAGAGGAGGAGAAGGAGCUCGAGCGUGAGAAGGCCCGUCUCGAGGAGGAGCGCCUCGCCAAGCAGCAGAAGCAGCAGGAGGACGAAGAGGCCGAGCUCCGCAGGCUCGAAGAGGAGGAGAAGGAGCUCGAGCGCGAGAAGGCCCGCCUGGAGGCUGAGCGCCUCGCCAAGGAGCAGAAGCAGAAGCAGGAGGAAGAGGAGGCCGAGGCCGAGCUGCGCAGGCUCGAGGAGGAGGAGAAGGAGCUCGAGCGCCUUGCCAAGCAGAAGCAGCAGGAGGACGAGGAGGCCGAGCUCCGCAGGCUCGAAGAGGAGGAGAAGGAGCUCGAGCGCCUCGAAGCCGAAGUCAGAGCCCAGCAGCAGCAAACCGCGGCCGCAGCGGAGGAGCAGCAGGCCGACGACGACGAAGAGGCCGAGCUGCUCGCUGCGUUGGAGGAGGAGGAGCGCCAGUGGCAGGAGGAGCGUGACGCCGAGCAGGAGAAGAUGGUGCAGGAGCUGAACGAGCAGAAGUCGCGCCUGGCCGAGGAGGAGCGCGAGGAGGACGCGUGGGAGGUGCAGGACGAGGCGACCCGCGCCAAGCGCCGGGCCGACCACGCCGCGUUCGACGCGCGCGAACUCGAGUGGGCCGACGCCGACGACGCCGGUGCUCGCCAGCGCGGCGACAAGCGCCAGGCGGCCCUGGCCGAGAUCGACCGUCUCACCGCCGACGAGGAGAAGGAGCGGGAGAAGCUCGCCAAGCUCGAGGCCGAGCUGCGACAGCUCCUCCAGGAGGAGGAGGAGAGCGAUGGCGCGCCCACGCCCGCGCCCGCGGCGGCGGCGGUCGAAGCAAAGCCCGUCGCGCAGGCCGCGGCCGGCAAUGAUGAGGAGCUCAAGCGGCUGCAGGAGGAGGAAGAUGAACUCAAGCGCCUCGAGGAGGAGGAGGCCGAGCUCAAGCGGAUGGAGGACGAGCUCCAGGAGCUCGAGCGCAAGCGCCAGCGCGAAGCCGACCUGGAGCGCGAGCUCGAGGAGAUCAUGGAGAUGGAGGAGGAGCUGGCUCGCCUCGAGGAGGAGGAGGCCCAGCUGGCCGAGAUGCGGCGCGUCGAGGAGGAGCUCAAGCAGCUCGAGGAGGAGCAGCGCCUCGAGGAAGAGCGCGUCGAGAGCGAACUCAAGGAGCUCAUGGCCCGCGAGCAGAGCCAGCAGCAGCCGUCGCCCGCCGCCGCGGAGGAGACCGAGGAGGAGCGCCUGCGCCGCGAGGAGGAGGAGCUGGCCCGCAUGGAAGCCGAGCUGGCCGCCGCCGAAGCUGACGUGGCAGCGCCCGCCGCCGCUGACUCGACGUCUACAUCGACGCCUGCGGCCAGCGCCCCCAAUCCCAAUGCCGGCGGUGUGGCCAACAAGCCCAAGACGCAGAAGGAGAAGGAGGAGGCGUGGCGCAACAAGAUCGGGUCGGGCGACGACGAGGGCGGAUCGAAGGCCAAGGAGGAGGAGAUUCGCCGCAAGAAGGAGGAGGAGCGACAGCAGCUGGCGCGCAACGCCAAGGUGGGUCGCAUCGCCUCCAUGUUCACGGGCGAGGUCAAGGAGCGCGACAGGGCCGAGGAGGCGCGCGAGAAGGAGGAGGAGAUGCGCCGCAUCGCCGAGGCCGUCAAGGAGCGCAAGCAGGAGAGCGCGUUCCUCAAGGGUCCCGACGACGACAGCGCCGACAGGCACCAGAAGGAAGUCGAGCGCGAGGAGGCCCUCCCCAAGACGCCGCGCAAGAACGUUGAAGAGGAGUGGAAGAAGAAGGUCGAGCAGGAGGAGAAGGAGAAGCGCGAGAAGGAGGAGCGCGAGAAGCAGCAGAAGCUGGCCAACCGUCGCAGCGUGAAGAUCACUGAGGAGGACUGGAAGAAGAAGAUCGAGGAGGAGGAGCGCGAGAAGGAGCGGGCCGACAGCGAGGCGGCGCGCAAGAAGGAAGAGGAGAUGCGCCUCAUCGAGGAGGAGCGCAGGCGCAGGAAGGAGAGCGGCGGCGACGCCCCGGGGUCGACGACGACGUCGGAGCCGCACCCGCGCGAGACGGUCAAGGCUGGAACGGUUAUCGAGCGCGGUCCCCACGGCGGCGUCCAGCGAGCCGCGUCGGCGCCCUCAAUCCCAGCAACCACGGCCGGCGGCGGCAGCGGCAUCCAGCGACCGGUGUCGGCCGCCCCGAGCCCGGCCACGGCCAACAAGAAGAUCACAGUCCGCGGCGAUGCGUGCGCCGUGUGCGCCAAGACCGUCUACAUCAACGAAAAGCUCUCGGCCGACGGCAAGAUCUUCCACAAGCUCUGCUUCCGAUGCGCGCACUGCAACAAGACCCUCUCCCUGGGCAACUACGCUGGUCUUGAGGGCAAGCUCUACUGCAAGCCGCACUUCAAGCAGCUCUUCAAGCUGAAGGGCAACUACGCGUCGGGCUUCGGCGGCCAGACGCCUGUGGAGGAGUGGAACCAGCAGAAGUCCAUGCGCGCUCAACAGCAGUGA